AUGUCAAUGAAGGAAGAUUACUACGACUAUCUGUUUAAAAUUGUUUUAAUAGGCGACUCCGGAGUAGGAAAAUCAAACUUACUCUCCAGAUUCACGAGAGAUGAAUUUAAUUUAGAAAGUAAAAGCACCAUAGGCGUAGAAUUUGCUACAAAAAGCAUUCAAUUAAAAAAUAAUAAAAUAAUAAAAGCACAAAUAUGGGAUACAGCAGGCCAAGAAAGAUAUAGAGCCAUUACCUCAGCAUAUUACCGAGGUGCUGUUGGUGCUUUACUAGUUUAUGACAUAACAAAAAAACAUUCAUUUGAAAACAUUGAAAAAUGGUUAAAGGAAUUAAGAGAUAAUGCUGAUUCCAAUAUUGUUAUUUUAUUAGUUGGUAAUAAAAGCGAUUUAAAACAUUUACGUGUAAUAAAUGAUAAUGAUGCAACUCAGUUUGCAAAGAAAGAAAAAUUAGCCUUCAUAGAGACCUCUGCUCUAGAAGCUACUAAUGUCGAAUUAGCAUUUCAUCAGUUACUAAACGAAAUUUACAAUGUUCGGCAGAAAAAACAAGCCACAAAAAAUGAAGACAGCAUGUCAAUCCAACCUCGAGGGAAAAAAAUAAAUGUAGAUGAUGAUGAUGAUGACGAAAAUGAAUCAAAGAAAAAAUCCAAAUGUUGUUGA
Molecule: messenger RNA, 654 nt
Organism: Plasmodium gonderi
Lineage: Eukaryota; Apicomplexa; Aconoidasida; Haemosporida; Plasmodiidae
Product: ras-related protein Rab-11A
Exons: 5
Coding region: 1-654 (217 amino acids)
Cellular component (GO): endosome
Molecular function (GO): GTP binding; GTPase activity
Source: RefSeq, a predicted model, not a curated record